Messenger RNA from Rhinopithecus roxellana (golden snub-nosed monkey), 4206 nucleotides. RefSeq names its product gamma-aminobutyric acid type B receptor subunit 1 (gene GABBR1). The record is from RefSeq and is a predicted model, not a curated record. The transcript has 18 exons. The coding region runs from base 371 to 2905 and encodes 844 amino acids. Gene Ontology annotation, cellular component: G protein-coupled receptor heterodimeric complex; membrane. Gene Ontology annotation, molecular function: G protein-coupled GABA receptor activity. Gene Ontology annotation, biological process: G protein-coupled receptor signaling pathway; gamma-aminobutyric acid signaling pathway. Lineage: Eukaryota; Metazoa; Chordata; Mammalia; Primates; Cercopithecidae.
CCAAGGCACUCGCUUCCCUCCCCGCCCCCUUCUUGCCUCCCCAGCUCCCGCCCGCCCCCCCACCCCCCGCUGCCGCGCGCCGUCCGUGACGUCAGAGCCCCCUCCCAGCCCCACAUCUCCCUCCUCCUCCUCCUCCCCUCCGUCGGUCAGUCAGUCCGCGAGGAGAGUCCGCGGUGGCGGCGACGGUGGCGAGAGCCGCGGGGGCUGUAGGAAGCCAACCUUCCCUGCUUCUCCGGGGCCCUCGCCCCCUCCUCCCCACAAAACCAGGGAUGGAGGCGCCUCCCCGGCACCCUCUCAGCAGCCCUCCCCGGGAAAAGUGUCCCCCCUGAGCUCCUUCCGCUCCCCAACAGCUACCCCUGCCCCCCACGCCAUGGGGCCAGGGGCCCCUUUUCCGCGGGUGGGGUGGCCACUGCUGCUUCUGGUUGUGAUGGCGGCAGGGGUGGCUCCGGUAUGGGCCUCACACUCCCCCCAUCUUCCGCGGCCUCACCCGCGGGUCCCCCCGCACCCCUCCUCAGAACGGCGCGCAGUGUACAUCGGGGCACUGUUUCCCAUGAGUGGGGGCUGGCCAGGGGGCCAGGCCUGCCAGCCCGCGGUGGAGAUGGCGCUGGAGGACGUGAAUAGCCGCAGGGACAUCCUGCCGGACUAUGAGCUCAAGCUCAUCCACCACGACAGCAAGUGUGAUCCAGGCCAGGCCACCAAGUACCUGUAUGAGCUGCUCUACAACGACCCUAUCAAGAUCAUCCUUAUGCCUGGCUGCAGCUCUGUCUCCACGCUGGUGGCUGAGGCUGCUAGGAUGUGGAACCUCAUUGUGCUUUCCUAUGGCUCCAGCUCACCAGCCCUGUCAAAUCGGCAGCGUUUCCCCACUUUCUUCCGAACGCACCCAUCAGCCACACUCCACAACCCUACCCGCGUGAAACUCUUUGAAAAGUGGGGCUGGAAGAAGAUUGCUACCAUCCAGCAGACCACUGAGGUCUUCACUUCGACUCUGGACGACCUGGAGGAACGAGUGAAGGAGGCUGGAAUUGAGAUUACUUUCCGCCAGAGUUUCUUCUCAGAUCCGGCUGUGCCUGUCAAAAACCUGAAGCGCCAGGAUGCCCGAAUCAUCGUGGGACUUUUCUAUGAGACUGAAGCCCGGAAAGUUUUUUGUGAGGUGUACAAGGAGCGUCUCUUUGGGAAGAAGUACGUCUGGUUCCUCAUUGGGUGGUAUGCUGACAAUUGGUUCAAGAUCUACGACCCUUCUAUCAACUGCACAGUGGAUGAGAUGACUGAGGCCGUGGAGGGCCACAUCACCACUGAGAUUGUCAUGCUGAAUCCUGCCAACACCCGCAGCAUUUCCAACAUGACAUCCCAGGAAUUUGUGGAGAAACUAACCAAGCGACUGAAAAGACACCCUGAGGAGACAGGAGGUUUCCAGGAGGCACCGCUGGCCUAUGAUGCCAUCUGGGCCUUGGCAUUGGCCCUGAACAAGACAUCUGGAGGAGGCGGCCAUUCUGGCGUGCGCCUGGAGGACUUCAACUACAACAACCAGACCAUUACCGACCAAAUCUACCGGGCAAUGAACUCCUCGUCCUUUGAGGGUGUCUCUGGCCAUGUGGUGUUUGAUGCCAGUGGCUCUCGGAUGGCAUGGACGCUUAUCGAGCAGCUGCAGGGUGGCAGCUACAAGAAGAUUGGCUACUAUGACAGCACGAAGGAUGAUCUUUCCUGGUCCAAAACAGAUAAGUGGAUUGGAGGGUCCCCCCCAGCUGACCAGACCCUGGUCAUCAAGACAUUCCGCUUCCUGUCACAGAAACUCUUUAUCUCCGUCUCGGUUCUCUCCAGCCUGGGCAUUGUCCUAGCUGUUGUCUGUCUGUCCUUUAACAUCUACAACUCACAUGUCCGUUAUAUCCAGAACUCACAGCCCAACCUGAACAACCUGACUGCUGUGGGCUGCUCACUGGCAUUAGCUGCUGUCUUCCCCCUGGGGCUGGAUGGUUACCACAUUGGGAGGAACCAGUUCCCUUUCGUCUGCCAGGCCCGCCUCUGGCUCCUGGGCCUGGGCUUUAGUCUGGGCUAUGGCUCCAUGUUCACCAAGAUUUGGUGGGUCCACACGGUCUUCACAAAGAAGGAAGAAAAGAAGGAGUGGAGAAAGACUCUGGAACCCUGGAAGCUAUAUGCCACAGUGGGCCUGCUGGUGGGCAUGGAUGUCCUCACUCUCGCCAUCUGGCAGAUUGUGGACCCUUUGCAUCGAACCAUUGAGACAUUUGCCAAGGAGGAACCAAAGGAAGAUAUCGACGUCUCUAUUCUGCCUCAGCUGGAGCAUUGCAGCUCCAGGAAGAUGAAUACAUGGCUUGGCAUUUUCUACGGUUACAAGGGACUGCUGCUGCUGCUGGGAAUCUUCCUUGCUUAUGAGACCAAGAGUGUGUCCACUGAGAAGAUCAAUGACCACCGGGCUGUAGGCAUGGCUAUCUACAAUGUGGCCGUCCUGUGCCUCAUCACCGCUCCUGUCACCAUGAUUCUGUCCAGCCAGCAGGAUGCAGCCUUUGCCUUUGCCUCUCUUGCCAUAGUUUUCUCCUCCUAUAUUACUCUUGUUGUGCUCUUUGUGCCCAAGAUGCGCAGGCUGAUCACCCGAGGGGAAUGGCAGUCGGAGGCGCAGGACACCAUGAAGACAGGGUCAUCGACCAACAACAACGAGGAGGAGAAGUCCCGGCUGUUGGAGAAGGAGAACCGCGAACUGGAAAAGAUCAUUGCUGAGAAAGAGGAGCGUGUCUCUGAACUGCGCCAUCAACUCCAGUCUCGGCAGCAGCUCCGCUCCCGGCGCCACCCGCCAACACCCCCAGACCCCUCUGGGGGCCUGCCCAGGGGACCCCCUGAGCCCCCCGACCGGCUUAGCUGUGAUGGGAGUCGAGUGCAUUUGCUUUAUAAGUGAGGGCAGGGUGAGGGAGGACAGGCCAGUAGCGGGUGGGAAAGGGAGAUAGGAAGGCCAGGGGACUCAGGAAGCAGGGGGUCCCCAUCCCCAGCUGGGAAGAACAUGCUAUCCAAUCUCAUCUCUUGUAAAUACAUGUCCCCCUGUGAGUCCUGGGCUGAUUUGGGUCUCUCAUACCUCUGGGAAACAGACCUUUUUCUCUCUUACUGCUUCAUGUAAUUUUGUAUCACCUCUUCACAAUUUAGUUCGUACCUGGCUUGAAGCUGCUCACUGCUCACGCGCUGCCUCCUCAGCAGCCUCACUGCAUCUUUCUCUUCCCAUGCAACACCCUCUUCUAGUUACCACGGCAACCCCUGCAGCUCCUCUGCCUUUGUGCUCUGUUCCUGUCCAGCAGAGGUCUCCCCACAAGUGCUCUUUCCACCCCAAAGGGGCCUCUCCUUUUCUCCACUGUCAUAAUCUCUUUCCAUCUUACUUGCCCUUCCACACUUUCUCACAUUUGUCUCCCCCUGAAUUUUGCUUCCUUUGGGGGCUCAUUCUUUUCGCCAAGGCUCACAUGCUCCUGCCUCUGCUCUUUGUGCACUCACGCUCAGCACACAUGUAUCCUCCCCUCUCCUGCGUGUGCCCACUGAACAUGCUUGUGUGCACUGCGUUUUUCUCUCAUGUUCAGUCACAUGUGCUCUCAGGCACCCUGCAUUCAUAGCCACGUGUGCCCCACUCACGGUUAUGGGUCUGCCCUUGAGCGUGUUUGGGUAGGCAUGUGCAAUUUGUCUAGCAUGCUGAGUCAUGUUUUCCUGUUUGCACACAUCCAUGUACUUUCCCUGUGUACCCUCCAUGUACCUUGUGUACCUUCUUCCCUUAAAUCAUGGUAUUCUUCUAACAGAGCCAUAUGCACCCUACCCUGCACAUUGUUAUGCACUUUUCCCCAAUUCUUGUCUGGUGGGGCCAUCCACACCCUCUCCUCAUCGCAGAAUCUCCAUUUCUGCUCAGACUCCCCCCUUCUCCAUUGCAUUCAUGUACCACCCUCAGUCUACACUCACAACCAUCUUCUCCCAAGACUGCUCCCUUUUGUUUUGUGGGUUUUUUUUUUUUUUUUUUUUUGAGGGGAAUUAAGGAAAAAUAAGUGGGGGCAGGUUUGGAGAGCUGCUUCCAGUGGAUAAUUGAUGAGAAUCCUGACUAAAGGAAGGCAGCCUUGACUGUUGGGAUAGACAGAUGGACCUACGGGGCGGGAGGUGGCGUCCCUUUCACACUGUGGUGUCUCUUGGGGAAGGAUCUCCCCGAAUCUCAAUAAACCAGUGAACAGUGUG